AGAGCGCCGGGCCGCCGGAGCAGAUGUCAUCAUUGAAUCUCCUGGAAUCUUUUCACAUCCACCAUGAACAUCUCUCACUUCCUGGCCUUGCUGUUCCCAGAAUCCCCACAGGGUCAAAACAGGAGCAAGUCAAGUUCUCUGUACACUUCAUACAACUUCUCUGACUACUGCCAGGAUUCCAUAGACCCAAUGGUCUUCAUUGUCACCUCCUACAGCAUUGAGACCAUUGUGGGAGUCCUGGGCAACCUCUGCCUGAUAUGUGUGACCAUUAGGCAGAAGGAGAAGGCCAAUGUGACCAACCUGCUUAUUGCCAACCUGGCCUUCUCUGACUUCCUCAUGUGCCUCAUCUGCCAGCCACUCACGGCUAUCUACACCAUCAUGGACUACUGGAUCUUUGGCGAGGUCCUUUGCAAGAUAUCGGCCUUUAUCCAGUGUAUGUCGGUGACAGUCUCCAUCCUCUCGCUUGUACUUGUUGCUCUGGAGAGGCAUCAGCUCAUCAUCAAUCCAACAGGCUGGAAACCCAGUGUCUCCCAGGCCUACCUGGGGAUUGUGGUCAUCUGGCUCAUUGCGGGCUUCCUUUCCCUGCCCUUCCUGGCUAACAGCAUCCUAGAGAAUGUCUUUCAUAAGAACCACUCCAAGGCUCUGGAGUUUCUGGUGGAUAAGGUGGUCUGUACUGAGUCCUGGCCACUGGACCAUCACCGCAUCAUCUACACCACCUUUCUGCUGCUCUUCCAAUACUGCAUCCCACUGGCCUUCAUCUUGGUCUGCUACGUUCGCAUCUACCAGCGUCUGCGGAAGCGGGGACAGGUAUUCCGCAAGGGCACCUGCAGCUUUCGGGCUUGGCAGAUGAAGCGGAUCAAUGUGAUCCUUGUGGUAAUGGUGGCUGCCUUUGCUGUGCUUUGGCUGCCCCUGCAUGUGUUCAACAGCCUGGAGGACUGGUACCAUGAGGCCAUCCCCAUCUGUCAUGGCAACCUCAUCUUCUUGGUGUGCCACCUGCUUGCCAUGGCCUCUACCUGUGUCAACCCUUUCAUCUAUGGCUUUCUCAACACCAACUUCAAGAAGGAGGUCAAGGCCCUGGUGCUGACUUGCCAGCAGAGCAUCCCUGUGGAGGAGUCCGAGCAUCUGCCUCUGUCCACAGUGCACACGGAAGUCUCCAAAGGGUCUCUGAGGCUCAGUGGCAGGUCCAACCCCAUCUAG
This is a messenger RNA of Balaenoptera ricei (Rice's whale), 1197 nucleotides long. RefSeq names its product neuropeptide Y receptor type 4-2. The transcript has 2 exons. Gene Ontology annotation, molecular function: pancreatic polypeptide receptor activity; neuropeptide binding. Bases 64 to 1197 code for a protein of 377 amino acids. The record is from RefSeq and is a predicted model, not a curated record. Gene Ontology annotation, cellular component: neuron projection; plasma membrane. Lineage: Eukaryota; Metazoa; Chordata; Mammalia; Artiodactyla; Balaenopteridae. Gene Ontology annotation, biological process: G protein-coupled receptor signaling pathway.